Messenger RNA from Octopus sinensis (East Asian common octopus), 3820 nucleotides. Its product is annotated as vacuolar protein sorting-associated protein 11 homolog. The record is from RefSeq and is a predicted model, not a curated record. Gene Ontology annotation, biological process: organelle fusion; vacuole organization; vesicle-mediated transport. The coding region runs from base 55 to 2781 and encodes 908 amino acids. Lineage: Eukaryota; Metazoa; Mollusca; Cephalopoda; Octopoda; Octopodidae. The transcript is spliced from 30 exons. Gene Ontology annotation, cellular component: endosome; HOPS complex. Gene Ontology annotation, molecular function: protein-macromolecule adaptor activity; protein binding.
AUGAAAGAUUAAGCGAAUAACAGAAUAGUGAAAAUACGAAGGUAGCGUUACAAGAUGGCUUCCUUCUUGCAGUGGCGGCGAUUUAAUUUCUUUGAGAAAGAAAGCACUUACUACCCAGAUUCCAAUGAAAUAUUUGACAAAUUAAAGGAUAUUAAUAUAUCUGCUUGUGCCAGUGGUCGAGGACAAAUCAUAAUUGGUGACCACAAUGGAUUCCUGCAUUUUAUCAACCGUAAAAUGGAGAUCACUGAAUUUGAAGCCUACAAGAUCCGUGUGUCACACUUGUUUCAGAUGAAGCAACACAAUCUUUUAAUUUCCAUUGGAGAAGAUGAACAAGGGGUGAACCCUCUUAUUAAAGUAUGGAAUCUCGAUAAAAUGGAUCGAGGUAUUCCAUUAUGUACAAGAAUUGCCAGAGCUAUUCCUGGGAAUAAACCUUCACACGUAACCUGUUUGACAGUCCAUGAAAACCUCAACUGGAUGGCCAUUGGAUUUGAAUGCGGCAGUGUGGUCCUUUAUAAAGGAGAUGUCACACGUGAUCGGCACAGCAAGUUUCGUGUUGUUUAUGAAAACCAACGACCAAUCACAGGACUAGGUUUUCGUAUAUCAGGAAAGAACAUAAUUUUGUUUGUGGUCACUGAAACCAGUGUUGUGUCCAUAAGCAUCACCAGUAAGGAUCAAAGGAUAAUUCUUGACCAAUUUGGCUGUAAGGCUCGGUGUUCUGUUAUGAGUGGUGUGACCCAGGACAAUCAGCUUGUGCUUGGAAGAUCCGAUGUCGUGUAUUUCUAUCAACCUGAUGGCCGAGGUCCUUGUCUUGCACUGGAAGGAGAAAAACUGAUGCUUGUUUGGUUCCGAGGAUAUUUAAUCACAGUUCGACGUGAGAAACGUUCUUUGCCACCAAUGAGUAACGAUGGUCUUGAGAUGAAUAUCGUAACCAUUUACGACAUUCAAAAUAAAUUCAUAGCUUUCGUUGGACCUUUCCCUGAAAUCAUCGAUAUUGUUUAUGAAUGGGGUUCAAUAUUCAUUUUAGCUGGGGACAAAAGGUUUUAUCAACUGAUUGAGAAAGAUACACAAACAAAAUUAGAUAUUUUAUUUCGUAAGAACCUUUACAACAUAGCUAUCAAUCUGGCAAAAAGCCAACAUUAUGACCAAGGUGGCUUGAUAGAUAUCUUCACACAGUAUGGAGAUCAUUUAUACAGUAAAGGAGACCAUGAUGGAGCAAUUGAGCAAUAUAUUAAAACUAUUGGCAAGCUGGAGGCUUCGUAUGUAAUAAGAAAGUUUUUGGAUGCUCAAAGAAUCCACAAUCUUACUCGAUAUCUCCAAGCCUUACACAAACAGACUCUGGCCACUGAAGAGCACACCACACUUCUAUUAAACUGCUACACUCGAUUAAAAGAUGUGUCAGAACUUGAUAAAUUCAUUAAGACAAAAGACAGGGAAGUUGAUUUUGAUGUUGAAACUGCCAUCAAAGUGUGUCGACAGGCUGGCUAUUAUGAACAUGCCUUAUUUCUGGCUGAUAAAUACAACAUCCACAAAUGGUACCUGAAAAUCCAGUUGGAAGAUAUCAAAGAUUUCAAGAAAGCACUGGAAUACAUUGGCAAACUUAGCUUUGCAGAGGCUGAAGAAAACAUGAAAAAAUAUGGUAAAACCCUAAUGAGAGAAGUGCCACAACCCACCACAGAAGUACUGAAGCAGCUCUGUACAGAUUAUCGUCCUUCUGAUCAGCCAUUAAUUGACCAAAAUGUUUUGGAUGGUGGUAUCCCAAAGAUCCAGAAAGCACCUGCUGAAGAAUUCAUUCACAUCUUUGUAAGCAGUUCUGCUCGUCUGACUGAGUUUUUAGAACACAUGAUCAAAGUGCAACCCAACUCAAGCAGUCUGUUGUACAAUACCCUUUUGGAACUCUACCUCCAAAAUACUGGACAUGAAACAGAACCUGUGGCCAAGUCAAAAACGAGCAAAGAAGAUAAAGAGAGAAAAACUCUUGAAUUACUUCAAGGAUCAAAGGCUGGCUAUGAUAUCAACCAAGCCCUUGUUCUCUGUCAGAUGCACAACUUUACUGCUGGUAUACUCUACCUUUACGAAAAGGCUGAGCUUUAUGAACAAAUUCUACGCUAUCACAUGGACCAUGAUGAAUAUGGACAGGUUAUUAACACAUGUAAACGGUUUGGAAUUCAAGAACCAAAUCUCUGGGUUCAGUCCUUGUCGUAUUUUGCAAUGAAAGAAGACAACUGUAAAACUUUCCUCAUGGAAGUUCUUUCUCAUAUCGACAAGAAGAACCUGUUGCCUCCGUUACUCGUCAUCCAGACAUUGGCCAACAACUCUGCUGCUACACUGUCAGUUGUAAAGGACUAUAUUGUCAAGCGCCUGCAGCAAGAAAAUGAUCAGAUAACUGAAGACGAACGGCUUAUCCAACAAUAUAGGGAAGACACUCUGAAGAAAAAAAACCAAAUUGAAGAAUUAAAGACUUCCGCAAAGAUCUUCCAAGCCCCUAAAUGCAGUAUUUGUAACCAUCCUUUGGAAAUCCCUUCGGUACAUUUUCUCUGUGAACCUCACUCUUACCAUCAACACUGUUUUGAAUGUUAUGGUGAAAAUGAAUGCCCUGUUUGUAUGCAAGAAAACAGGAAAGUGAUGGAAGUGAUCCGAGCCCAAGAACAGAACAAGGAUAUUCAUGAACAUUUCCACAAUGAGCUUGACCGUGUCCAGGAUGGAUUCUCUUUGAUUGCUGAUUACUUUGGCCGUGGUAUUUUUAGUAAGAAAUCUCCAAUGAAAGAAUAUAUUCAGCCUUGAAAGAUUUCAAUCAACCCAGUAUGAAUUCUGAACAUGUCACCUGUCCCCUCUGGUGCUCUGGCCUUGAAACCGUAUUUUAAGAUGACACUUUGAUGUCAUAUACCAGAUUGACAUAUGUACCAUAUAUCUGUACAGUUAUGUGAUAAACCGCUUCCACCACCAUGACCCUAUUUGAGGCAAAGAUAAUGGUACCACUGAGAAUUUCCUCCCCCUACUCCACCACCUUCUCUCGGGCAGUACAGGGUUCUUUAUCUUAAUUCUUGCAAGUCUCAAAAGCUAGCUAUUAGCAUAAUCAAUCUGUGAUCCCUAAAUUGGAAAUGAAUAAGGAAUGUUUCUUGACAUUCCCUAUUCAUUUCCAUUGCAUUGUACCUUAAACAUUCCCUGGUUGCACUUCAUGAAACCACAAGACCACUUCUUCGUUAAUUCUCAAAUUCUAGUCAAUUUCUAUCAAAUUAAUUAAGGCCAUCAAUGUAUUGUAUUUAUUCCGUUUUCUUUUUCUUGUUACCAAUUAUUGUUUUCAAACUUUUUGCUAAAUUUAACGAUAUUUUAAGUUUUAUGCAUCCAUGAUUAAGUUUUUUUUGGUUUUUGGAAAAGUCUUAUGGUUUAAAUCAGUGGUUCUCAAACCAGGACCCCACAUGGCCCCUGAGGGUCCACAUAACAAAAUAGUAAACCAGGGAUCCUCAAUGAUAUUCUAAGAGCCCCUACAAAAAAUGUUGCUUUAGAUGUUUAUAUGUAUUGCAAGAAACAGCCAGGUUGCUUCUUUCUCUAACAUUUUAAAUAGUUCAACCUACACAAGUGUAUGUGCGAAAAACAAAAUUGCAAUUUUAAAAGAAGCUUCUAUAAAACUAGUUUUUAAACAUCGAAUAGCAGUGAAGCUCCACCAGAAUAAAAUAAUCAAAGGGAUAAAAUAUGAUUGAGAACCCCUGGUUUACAUAGUUAAUCAUUUAACAUACACAUAUACACUAUUAGUAAAUAAUAUAUCAAAUAAUCGGAAACACAAUAGGUCUGUACAUUGUAAUAAAUCCAACAGAAAUUUGAA